UCAUAAGUGAGGUCUUUAACCUGCUGCCCACCCACAAAAAAACGUUUGUUUGCCUCGAGUUGCCUCUUCUCGCCAUGCCUUGCGUUGCCUGUUAUGUUAGGUGGGCCAUCCACUUGAGAGGCUUCGGCAUUGGACGCAGCUUAUUGGAUUUGCGAGCAGCUGCAGCCAGCCAACAGUCUUGAGUCAACGCUCGUGGACAACGCAUCCGUAUCAAAGUUAAGAACGAGCUGCCAGCUAGUCAUGCUCGCCGAGAUCUUGGGCUAUGCCUACUGCUUGGCCUAUGUGCUCACCCUGUUCAGUUGGCCAGGCAACGCGUUUCCAGCCAACAGUUAUCGGGAUCUGGACAUUUGCAAUCACUGGAAUGGCCGGCGUCACUUUCUGGAGCUGGGCGAACGUGGUGAGCUGCAUGCUAAAAAUGUCAGCACCACAGCAUUUCGAAGCUCCCAGCUGAGCAUGCCGAACGAUCUGACGUCAGCGCCAGCGGAUGUGUGGUACCAAUGCAAUCUGGAGCUCGUUACCUGUGCGGAGUGCGUUUUACGCGUCACUUUCACACAUGCGAACUUUUCAAAGAGUUGCAGCAACACCGGUGGAAAGUCGAAUAUGUGUCCCUGCGAGCACAUACAGUUCUCGGAGCCGCCCUACGAUAGCACCAUUUCGGGUCAGGAGUUUUGCGGCGAUGGCAAAGUAUUUCGCAGCAAGACGCGAACACUGCAGCUCAAGUUCUUCUACCGUGCAACAAACGCGCACGUCUUCUCGCUGCAGUAUUUCUCCGAGCGCAAUGUAAAGAUUGUGAGCGGCACACCGAAGCAGUCCAUUGUGGGCAGUGGCAGCAAUGCCAACUCUGUGCCGCAGGUUAUCUCGACUCCCUACUUUCCCAUGGCCUAUCCCCGGGAUUAUGGCAUCGAACAUAUUCUCACCUGCGAGUCGGAGAAUUGUCAGGUGCGUUUGGACUUUACAGACUUUCAGCUGGGCUUGGCAUCAACUCUGGAGAUCUUUGACUCCAACGGACAAAUGCUGGACUCGUAUACCGGCGAACAUUUCCGACCACCCAUCACUGUGAGCAGCGGGAAAUCGUUGCUGCUGCAGUUCCGGGGAAAUUCAGCCACAGGCGUUGGCUUUCGUGCCGAGGUGAGCUUCGUCUCCUCCAAGCAGCUAAGGGACGAGCGACUGGUGCCGUAUACGGACUGCGGGGGCAUGGUUACAGGACCCGGUGGAGCCAUCACCAUGAUGAAUAUGAUCGAGAAUGCCACCGAUGUUCGACUCUUCGACUGCAUCUGGAUUAUCAAGCCAGGCAAUAACUACAUGAUGAUGAAAACACAUAUCUCACUGCGUGUAGACGACUUCUACGGCAUGGCAGCGCGAUCUGAACUAACCAUAAAACAAGGCACCACAUCGGAUGCGACAGAAAUUGAGACCAUCAUGUGGCCAAAUAAUGGAUUGAGCAAAGAGAGCCACAUUGCGCCCAUCCUGACGGGUUACUACAUUCGGCUGCGCGGAGUAUUUGGCAUGUCCUCCAAACUGGCCAUUGUCUACAGCGUCUUCAACUACUUGAAUUGCUACAUCGGUUCGGAAUUCCUGUGCGGCAACAAUCAUUGCAUCUCAAUUCGUCUACACUGCGAUGGCUUCGAUCACUGUGGCGAUGGCAGCGAUGAGCCCGAAUCCUGUGAGGAGGACUGGGCGCAUCUGCAUCACGAUCGCCGCUGGUAUUCCCAUAAACCCAACUACUACUUUCCCAAGAUGGAUCAGUAUCCCGACCUCAAGACCGCCACCGGCAUCUUCAUCAUCAGCACACUGGGAAUCUUCGGGGUGCUCUCUGGCUGGAUGGUCAUACUCUACCGCAUGGGAGUGCGAGCACGACAUCAACGCGAACUGCAAAGUCAUCUGCAGACGAUAAGCGAGUUGCUCGAUCGUCAGGGCGAGGAUCGCACUCCAGACGAACCCCCGAGCUACGAAGCACCGCCAGACUACGAGGAAGUGAUCAAGGUGGGUAUGCAACAGGAGUUGCGUGAACCGCGUCGUCAGCGGCGACAGCAGCGUCCUCGGGCGCAUCGAGAACGCAGCGGAUGCAGUCGAGCGCCGAGUAAUUGCACCAUGCAAUCGAUGGUACCGCUGCACGGCAGCUGCAGCAUGGAGGAGUGCGAGCAGGAGCAACCGAGCACGUCGGCAGCGGCCAUGACACGUGCUGUGGCCUCCACCGAUACGUCGCAGGAUGCGGGACAGGAGCAGCAUCAGCAGCUAACGCAACGCAUGCUGCUAGCCACGGCCAUCUGUGGCGCUGCAGGCGCGUCUAUCCCGGAGCAACAACAGUCACAGCAGCAGCAAUCCUUGGGGAUUUCAGCGAGCCCGUCAUCGCUUUCCGCUGGGCGUGAACUAUCCACAGCCGCUGCAGUCGCAACGGCAACGCAACCGACGACGCCCAACAACAGCACGACGGACGACGGCACCGACGCCUUUCGCGACGCCUCACUCAACAUUUCACUCAGUCUAGGCUUGUCGCCCAGUUCGCCCAGCAACGUUGCCACCAAUACCACCACCAGCUUGCUUAAUCCAACUCCUGGCCAGCAACCCAGCAGCAAUUGCACCGAGCACACGUACCUGAAACGCUCCUGGCUACUUGUUCAACAACCAGCGACAGGACAACGUUGUCGUGUUCAACGUUUGCGUCACACUUUCUCCUCACCCGAGGCUUUUAAUGCGCCCGCCGAGCUGCAUCUACCGUAUCCAGAUUUUCUCAGUUAUGGCACGAAUCUGCCACACGAACGCAGCAGCAGCAAUUUCGGUUCCGAGCUUUCGCGUGAUCCCUCCACCUACAGUCUGGGCAAACGUGCGCGUCUCGCAGCCGCCGAGCAAAGUGAUUGUCGUACCUUGACACCGAGUAGCGAUGUGGAGGAGAGCUGCAGUGCAGCCCCAGUGGAGAUAGAGCAGCACAGCGAUAGCGAUGCGGAGCAACAGGUGUCGUGCUUUGGUGCCGUGGUCAGCCAACGUCCCAAGCGACGUCGUGUGCGCAGUCGCUCCUUUAGCAAUGCACGUGGAGCUGGCGGCGGCAGCGGAGCAAGACGUCGACUCAGACAACGUAGCUCUUCGGCGGAUUUGCUUAUCUAUGCCAGCAUGCAGCGGGAGGGCGAAGGUCAACGAUUGUUCUUCAUAUAAGGGAGCUUAAGUUGGAAGUGGGAACGAUAGUAUUAAUGAAAAGGUGCGUUGCUGUCCAGGAACUGGUCUGAAACUCAUGAAUAAAUAUAUAAACUGAUGCCUAUGUUAAAUGUGCUAAAUAAAUGUUUACACAAUUUGUUGAAUUUCA
Molecule: messenger RNA, 3298 nt
Organism: Drosophila nasuta
Lineage: Eukaryota; Metazoa; Arthropoda; Insecta; Diptera; Drosophilidae
Gene: Culd
Product: CUB and LDLa domain
Exons: 6
Coding region: 241-3150 (969 amino acids)
Molecular function (GO): protein binding
Source: RefSeq, a predicted model, not a curated record